This is a messenger RNA of Labeo rohita (rohu), 2048 nucleotides long. RefSeq names its product CFAP97 domain containing 2 (gene cfap97d2). The coding region runs from base 129 to 773 and encodes 214 amino acids. The record is from RefSeq and is a predicted model, not a curated record. Lineage: Eukaryota; Metazoa; Chordata; Actinopteri; Cypriniformes; Cyprinidae. The transcript is spliced from 6 exons.
CCGGGUUGUAAACAAAGAAGUUAUUUUACUUUCAACGCUGCGAACAAAUGCACUGAGCAGCGCUUUCAAUGGAAAUCACCCUUAACAGACGAAACAAUAGUGGAUUCAGGCUGUAGCGAAGCAAAGUAAUGCAACAUCAAGCUUACCAACCCGUUCUGCCCUGUGUUAAUAAAUAUCUGCAAUACAGAUGGGACAAAAACUGCUAUGAGAUGCACAGGAACAAGGUUAAAUCCGCAAAACCAACUAUCAACACAACUCCACCGAAAACCUAUAACCAUAUUCUCGUCAAGCUGAAGACAAAACAGCUUGAAGAAGAACGGGUUUCAAGAAUCAAAAGAGAAAAUCACAUGCUCCUAGAUAAAAUGUCCCAUAUAAUGCAGACCAGCGGAGGAGUUGACUGCAAAAAUGACUAUUUGAAGAAAAGUCUUGGCUCAGAAAAAAGACAGCUGGAGCUGCUUCGCAUCACUAAAGAGAAUCAAUGUAUCCUUCAACGUCUGUCCACCUGUAGGCCCCGUUACAGCGUUCAGGUGUGGCAAGAGCAAUGGCUCAAAAACCUGCAGCUCAUGGAGAACAUAGGGAGAUAUCCGCGUCUGUACACAGCACAGGGAUCCUCCUUGCCACCAAUAUCUGCAGACAGACAAGGGAACGUAGAGAACAAGAAAACUGGAAUAAAUAAGCACGAAGGGUCUGCUGACAUAAGAAAAGAGAAGAAGGAAUGUGAUGAAAAGCCAACAUCUGAACACAAAGUUACUUCAUCUGAAGAUGAAGCCUAAUUUGUGGAAGACAGGGUGUAAAUCUUAACGGUUAAAUAAAUUGUUUUCUAUAUGUCUGGGAAAAUAGAAAUAUCCUUAUUAAAUGAAAUGAUUCCACUGCUGUGGUCAAGAUGAAUCAUAACCGCUAGGGGUCACUUUAUAGCAUGUACAACUAAUUUAAUUUUUUGGCAUUAUGUUUUUAUUUAUUUUUGAUUCUAUUUCUUAUUGUAUUGUAAUUUUGUUUUUUAUUCUUAAUUUGUGCAAUAUACACAUCCCCUGUACACGUUCUAAAUCUAGAUGAAAGCAUUAAAUCAAUUAUGUCUGUCAUACUGCCAGUCGAAGUUUUAAUGUUUUUUUUUAAAGAAUUUUUUUCUGCUCACCAAGCCUAUAUUUAUUUGAUCCAAAAUACAGCAGAAGCAGUAAUAUUGUGAAAUAUUUUUACUAUUUUAAAUAACUGCUUUCUAUUUUAAAUUGUAAUUUAUUCCUGUGAUCAAAGCUACAUUUUCAGCAUCAUUACUUCAGUCUUCAGUGUCACAUGAUCCUUCUGAAAUCAUUCUGAUAUGCUGUUUUGCUGUUCAAGAAACAUUUUUUUAUUAUUUUUAUUUUCAGUUGAGUGAAUUUUUUUCAUCUUUGAUGAAUAGAAAGAUCCAAAGCUCAGCUUUUAUCUGAAAUAAAAAGCUUUUAUAACACUAUACACUAUACCAUUCAAAAGCUUGGAGUCAGUAUAUAUAUAUUUUUAAAGAAAUGAUAGAAAUUAAUACUUUCAUUUAGCAAGGAUGCUUUAAAUGUAUCAAAAAUUAUGAUAUAUACAUUUAUAAUGUUACAAAAGAUCUGUUCAUCAAAGAAACCUGAAAAAAUUCUACUCAGCUAUUUUCAACAUAAUAAUAAUAAACUAUUUUUAAAGCAACAAAUCAAAAUAUUAGAAUCACAGGAAUAAAUUGUAUUUAAAAAUAUAUAUUUUUAAAAUUGUAUAUUCUAUAUUUUAAAAUUGUAUAUUUUAAAAUAGAUUCAAAUAGAAAAGUUAUUUUAAAUAGUAAACAUAUUUCUAAGUUUUACUCUUUUUGGUGUAUUUUUUCGAUCACAUAAAUGCAGACUUGGUAAGCAGAAGAGAAAAAAAACAUUAGAAAUCUUACUGUUCAAAAACUUUUGACUGGUAGUGUAACCAGAUAUGACCAUAUGACUGCAAUUUUAGGCAUUUUACCUACAUAUUCUCUCUAUUUAACGUUAAAAAUGAUAGUUUAUGCACUCUUAAACUGCAGAAGCUUAUUUAAAAUAUAUUAAAUAUUAUAAUAAAUA